UCUUCUAGGGUUUGAUUUCAGAUCAAAACGAAGAAGAAGAAGAGAGAGAAAAUGGCUCUCCCCAAGGCGAAGGAGCUUGUUUCCUCCAAUCCAGUCGUCGUCUUCAGCAAAUCGUACUGCCCCUUCUGCGUGAGCGUGAAGAAGCUGUUGACAGAUAUCGGUGCCACUUACAAGGCCAUUGAGUUGGAUGCUGAAAGUGAUGGAAAUGACGUGCAAUCUGCAUUGCUUGAGUGGACUGGGCAGCGAACUGUGCCAAAUGUGUUUGUUGGUGGGAAUCACAUUGGUGGCUGUGAUAAAACAAUGGCCAUGCACAAGGAAGGGAAGCUUGUCCCGUUGCUUACUCAAGUUGGAGCUGUUGCCAAAGCUUCUGCUUAGAGGAUUUCUGCUAUCUGGUUGAUGUCACUCUUAUAAAUAAUAUGAUGAAUAAGGUCUUUAGGUUAUAUUGGUUAUCUCUAUUCUGGAACUUAAUUGGCAAAUAUAAAUGAAGUCGUGAAUGUAGGAAUGGUUUCAAUUUGGUUUUAUAUAUGCAAUUUAGUUUUUACAAGAGGAUCCACUAAUUAUACUCAA
This is a messenger RNA of Camellia sinensis, 567 nucleotides long. RefSeq names its product Glutaredoxin family protein (gene GRXC2). Gene Ontology annotation, molecular function: glutathione disulfide oxidoreductase activity. Lineage: Eukaryota; Viridiplantae; Streptophyta; Magnoliopsida; Ericales; Theaceae. Gene Ontology annotation, biological process: cellular response to oxidative stress. Gene Ontology annotation, cellular component: cytoplasm. The record is from RefSeq and is a predicted model, not a curated record.